Plasmodium gaboni is the source of this 1551-nucleotide messenger RNA. Its product is annotated as putative debranching enzyme-associated ribonuclease. Gene Ontology annotation, biological process: mRNA splicing, via spliceosome. Bases 1 to 1551 code for a protein of 516 amino acids. Gene Ontology annotation, cellular component: post-mRNA release spliceosomal complex. Lineage: Eukaryota; Apicomplexa; Aconoidasida; Haemosporida; Plasmodiidae. The record is from RefSeq and is a predicted model, not a curated record. The transcript has a single exon.
AUGAGUAAUGUUGAUGAAUUUUAUGAAUAUGCAAAAAACAACUUUUUAAACUUUUUAAAUAAAAAUGAUAAGAAUGAAAAUAAGAAGAAAAGAGAAGAAAGCAAAAUUAAAGGAUUGAGUGACAACAAUGUGUCUGAUAUAAAAAAUUUAAGAAAGGAAGAAAUGAAUGAUAAAGAAAGUUACGACAAAAAAUAUACAAAUUAUUUACUUAAGAAAAAGCAUAGAAAAGAAGAAAAAAAAAACGAAAAAAAAAACAAAAAAAAAAGCUCUUCUUCAGAUAGUUCCUCGUCCUAUACUAAGCAGGAUGAAGAUAAAGAUAAAAAGAAAAGAAAAUAUGAAAAUUAUACAAAGAGGAAACAUGAGAAAUAUAAAGAAUCCAAGUAUGAUAAAGAUUACAAAAAGUAUAAAUAUGAUAGUGAUGGUAAAUAUGUUUCAUAUGAUAAAGAACAACAAAAAAAAAAGAAACAUUCAAGUAAGGAAAAUGAAAAAGAUGAGAUAAGAAAAAAAAAAAAACAAACAAAAGAAAAAAAUGAUUUCUAUAAUGACAGUGAUAAUUCAUAUGAUAAUAAUAAUAAUAAUAAUAAUAAUAUUCAUAAUGAUUUUCAUAAUGAUAAUUAUUAUGAUGAACGUGAUUCAAAUACAAUAUAUAAAAAAAGUUAUAGUUUAUCUUCAGAAAAUUAUAACUAUGAUGAAAAACAAAAAAAGGAUAUACAAUCAUUGUGUAAUAUUGAACAAUAUGGAAAUAAUAAGGAAGAAUGUGAUACUCAUUGUACAUCCAAUUUAAAAAAUAAAUUAGAAAAAAUAAUUAAUGAGAGAAAAAAUCAAAUGAUAUUAAAAAAUUCAUUAAAUAAAAAUUUAGUUGAUUGUAAAUAUUGUAUUGAUUCCAAUUCAUUUGAAAAAUUAAAUAAAUUAAAUAUAAUUAGUAUUAGCAAUAAAUCAUAUAUAUGUUAUUAUAAUUAUAAGAAUAUAUUUUUAAAGGAUCAACUUUUUAUUUCACCAAUUGAACAUACUACUAGUUUUACUAAUACUACUUUUGAUGUUAUUCAAGAUAUGAGAAAUCAUAUGAAAUCAUUAAUUGCUAUGUUAGAAGUAAAUAAUCAAACAUGUAUUUUUAUUGAAUUUAAUAACUGCUUUAAUCCAAGUAUUGAACUUAUAUCUAUGAGAAAAACUAAACAUACAUAUAUAAAUUGUUAUGUUAUCCCAAUGGACUUAUUAGAGAAAGCAAAAAUUUAUUUCAAAAAAAAUAUGGAAGAAAUUAAUUCAUUAUAUAGAGAAAAUAAACAAUUAAUAAUAAGUGAUAGUAAAUAUGCACCUUAUAAUGUCAUACCAAAAAAUAUUCCUUACGUAUCUGUCAACUUCUCACUUGUUGAUACAUAUAUACAAGUUAUUGAAAAUAAUUAUGAUUAUAUUAAUAUGUGUAGAUGUAUUUUUGCUGACUUGUUUAAGAAAGAUAGACUUUAUAAAUAUUUUAAAAAUUUCCAACAUUAUGUUAAUUCGGUGGAAGAGUUUAAAAAGGGUUAUGAAAAAUAUGACUGGACAAAUUAUAUGUAA